GAAGUCCUUCACCUUUUGCUAAAGGAAUAUUUUCUGAAGGUUCACAUUGAUGGUAAAGCUUUUGCACAAAUGAAGAAUUUGCGGAUCCUAAAAAUAUGUGAUGAAGAACUCAGACGCCUUUGGCAUGAAUUUGAUUUGAAGUUGUGGAAGGAAUCUAAGAUGAAUUACGACGGGAAGUUGAAAUUUUUAUCAAAUAAGUUAAGGUUAUUUUAUUGGCAUGGAUUCCCUUUCAAGUGCUUCCCUUCAGAUUUCUAUCCAGAAAACAUUGUUGCCAUUGACUUGUCUUACAGCCACAUCAAAAAUCUUUGGACAUCGCCUAAGUGUUUUGAAAGGUUGAAAGUGAUGAAGCUAAGGCAUUGUCGUAACCUAACAAGUACCCCCAAUUUCACAAGGAUCACAAAUCUCGAAGAACUCAUUCUUGAAGGUUGUGUGAAUUUGGUUAAAGUCCACCCAUCCUUUGGGAUGCUCAAGAAGCUUGUUGUUCUGAAUAUGGAAGAUUGCAAAUGUUUUAGGAGAUUCCCUUGCAAAGUCGAAAUGGAUUCUCUUGAAGUUGUGAAUCUCUCGGGUUGCUCAAAACUGGACAAACUUCCUGAAUUCUCUGGCACAAUCCAGACUUUGAAAGAGUUUUGUAUCGAUGGUACCGCCAUAACGGAACUUCCUUCUUUUGUAUUCUCUCAAAACAACCUUCAAGUAUUGGGAUUUGGUCGACAUGGGAAGAGGAUCCRGUCUAGAUGGUGGGGUUCAAUUUCUCAACCUUCGUGGUUUCCAAGUAAGAUGCAACAUCCCCAAAGUCUGGUAAUGCCUUCAUUGGUGGAUUUAUGUUUCUUACGAAAAUUAAAUCUUAGCUGCUGCAAUAUAUUGGAAGUGUCUGAUAGCAUUGSAGGCUUAUCWUGUCUAGAAUCUCUAUCCUUGGGUUGGAACAACUUUACUAGCUUACCUGGAUGUCUGAGUCAACUUUAUCGUCUUAGGCUUUUUAUCCUUUCGGGUUGCAAGAAGCUGGAAAUGCUUCCAGAACUUCCACCWAACCUUUUGUAUCUUGCUGCAUCUCGUUGCACCUCCUUGCAUCAAAUUCCACCUAGCAAUUUUAAUAUUCAUUCAUCCUUAGUCAUGUAUUUUAACGGUUGUCCAAACUUGUUUAGGAAUGUUAGUAUUGAAAGCCAGUUUUGUAUGUGUCAGCCUUCACUUGAUCUUAACUCAUCUAAAACCUCCCACAGUUGUAGAAACCAAAUUUCUUUUUUUCUUAAAUUUAUGGAGUUCCCGAGUAACAUACGUGAAAUCUUCGGUGGACAAGACAAUAACCAUUUGGAUAUAAAAUAUCAUGGAAAUAAAAUUCCACAAUGGUUUACAGAAACAAGUAUGGAAAAUCACUUACAGGUCGAUUUGCCUUCAAAUUUCUGCUACAACAAGUUGAGGGGAUAUGGAUUUUGUGUUGUUUUGAUGCAGAAAAAGUCUUAUUAUGAUCACAAAGAUUACAACAAUUUACCAGGCUUUCAUGUGGACAACUUUGAUGGGACUUCUUUGGUUCACAACUAUCGAUUUAUAUGUGGUUCCACUAAAAACCCUAAGUCAUGUAUCAUAUGGUUUUGUUUUGAGACUCGGGUUUAUCGUGAAUGGCAGGAGGCAAAGAAUUUUGUUACUUUUUGGUUUGAAGAUAAUGAUGAUGUUGAGAUAAAAGAAUGUGGUUUUAGACUUGUUUUUGAUGAAGAUAUAGAAGAAGAGACGAAUUUCAGUCUCAUUCAGGAGCUCCCGGCUCCAACACAAGAAGGAGGUGCCAUCCAAAUGACGAGGAAUCAUCGAUAUUUCAGUUGGUCGUGGUAGGUAGUAUGAUUAACAAAGAUGUAUUGUGGUGAUACAUAUGUCAAAGCU
This is a messenger RNA of Cynara cardunculus var. scolymus (artichoke), 1866 nucleotides long. RefSeq names its product disease resistance-like protein DSC1. The record is from RefSeq and is a predicted model, not a curated record. The transcript has 2 exons. Lineage: Eukaryota; Viridiplantae; Streptophyta; Magnoliopsida; Asterales; Asteraceae. Gene Ontology annotation, molecular function: protein binding. The coding region runs from base 70 to 1818 and encodes 582 amino acids.